This is a messenger RNA of Cladocopium goreaui, 5804 nucleotides long. NCBI's taxonomy places the organism in Eukaryota, Dinophyceae, Suessiales, Symbiodiniaceae. The record is from the annotation of a GenBank genome assembly.
AUGUCAUACAACUAUGUUCCACUCCCUGUCCCAUUGAUCAACCUCAUCAAGACCUAUGACAUUUCAGCAGCCCCAUGGAUGAAAUCCCAAAGGGUCAAUUUGGUGACCUCUCAUUUUCAGCAGUUUGACGACAAUUUCAAGGUACGCAUGUCGUCUCCAAGUGUUUUGGAUGCCCAGUUUGUAUCAUUUCACAAGGAAGCUUCACCAGAAUAUGCUGUCUAUGAAGAUUUUAUCCAUCUGCAUAUGGAUAAGGACAGACGACCCACAGUUUUCUUUGAUGAAAUGUACAUUCAUCAGGCCUUGGUGACAGACAUUGAUCCAGUGACCGUGACCUUGGAUCAUCAAUCGCUCCUUCUGCCGUGGGACACAGAAGAUAGGACUAGCCAAAGCACCACCUCUUGGUGUGUUGAACAGUUUGCUGGAGGCUUUGGAGGAUGGGCCUUUGGUUUAGCUUUCUUGCACCGAGCGGGAUUUCCGAAGUAUCAUGUCCUCAGUGUGGAAGCCGAAUUGUCGUAUGCCACCCAAUACGCCUUGUCACAUGCAAGUAACAUGGUAGGAGACCCAGCAGGUAUGCCUGAACAGUUUUUGCUCCACAUGCAAGAAGAUGUCAUGGUUUGCGGGAACAUCCAAGAAAUGCAUUGGCAAAAGCUUCUUCAACAUGUUUAUGCUUCAUUGUGGUGUAUUUCUGCUCCAUGCAAGUCCUGGAGUUUUGCUGGAAGCCAAGAAGGCUUCUCCAACCAAGAUGGAUUGACGUUGGCCCAUGCCAUUGCGCACUGUAGGAUUCACCAGCCGAAAUAUGCCAUGAUUGAACAGGUAGCAGGGUUUGAAAGCCACAUGCACUUCCCAAUUGCCAUGCGUUUGAUGCAAUGGGCGGGAUAUGAACCGGUUUUGCAAGGAGUUUUUGACCUGGGAAAUCUCACACCUUGCAGACGCACUAGGUGGUUAGGAGUUUUUGCACAUCAUGCAUGCACACAGCCUCAUAUGCAGCCGCAGAAAUGGCCCACCAAUUCCACCACAACACGGCAGUAUGACAUGAUUCUCAACCUGUCCCAUCAGCAGUGCCGUGAAUUCGAACCAACCGUCCAGCAGGCAGCCUUCUACUUUGAUGCCAAUUUCAUGCCUGGAGCCACCAAAGAAGGUUUGAUGCCGAUGCAAUUUUACAGCCCAGAGCUCACCCAAGAGCUUGAGAUUGCUGCCAGAAACCGCAUCCCAAACACGCAAGUGGAUUCACCAGAUCAAACGGGAGAAUUUUUGCAGGUUGCCCCAAUUUUGAUUCCAGGCGAAUAUGGGAAAUUGCGUAUCCACAAAGAUGUCACCUUGCUCACUUUGCUGCGAUUGUGGAACUACCAGAUUGGUCCUGAUUUCCCGAUUUCCCAUCAAGACUUGGAGUGUUCAAUUAUGCAAUUGUUCUCCGAAUCACAUGUCAUGCUCAUGCCUCUUGCUCCAGAGAUCCAGGAGAUGCUGACACAAACAGCCCUUGCACGACCUGAUGCAAACACAAUCAUCUUGCACCGAUCCAGCACUGAUUUGAGCAUGUAUGAAGUUGCUCAUGGAAAGACAUGGCGCAUGGUGAAGCAGACCUUUCCAGACCUUCAAUCAGCCCAAUAUGAAUUGUUUGGAGAUUUGCAGGAAUCCACUCUUUUCACGAGGGACACAGAGAUCCAUGAUCAGGUUGCACCCUUUCAGGUGCCAGCACUUGCACAGACAGUUCUGAGGCAAUUGCACGAUGUAACCUUUGAAGUGGUUUGUCCUCCGAAAACUGAUAUCCUGAUUCUCCAUUGCGAAGGAUCCCAGCAAGCCCGUGAAGCAUUCCUUCAGUUUUGGGGCACGGAAGACCACCGCCGAUGGAUGUUGCAAGUAGGAAGGCAAAUGAAUUACCAGUCCAUUGAUGAUCGUACCUGGAGGGUGUUUUUUCGACCGGCACUUCCGGAAGCAGCCAUGCCAAUUGCGAUUUUUCGUGAUGCACUGUUUUGGAAUGCUGUUCGCACUCUUUUCAUGUCCAUGCACACUGCAGAGGGUCUUCCAGUCAAGAUCAAACUGUUUGGUCGUACGCUCUGUCAGGUGUCCCUGAGCUUUGAUUUAGCUUGUGAGACCUUUUUGCUGGCCCUUCAGCACAUCCGACAGUUGCAUCCCAGAAGAGGCAAUCCGAGCCUUCAUGCAUCCGGAAAACGCUGUGGGGACAUUUGCACCAUCCGAGACAUCCACAGCCGACUCACUGGCACAUCAACAGUCCCUGUUUUGCAUAUCGGCAUGCCAAUUUCGGGGGGGGGACCGACCACCAAGCAUCCCACUUCCAAGAUGGACUUUCACAAAUUGGUGCAAUCUGAAGUUGCCAACCGAUUUCUUCAGUAUGGUUUGGAUUUGCCUCAAGUAACAGAUUCCACUUCCAAGUUGAUUGAAAAGGUAGGUAAGUACCAGAAGCUUCGAUCACAGCGAACCCAUGCAGCGACAGCCAAGAUCGACCCAGCAAAGUAUCAGCUGACUGAAGGUUUUUUCGUCAAUGCUGACAAAACUCCUACGCCAAUUUUGAGUCAAUUUUCAUGGCAGAGCACAGGGGUUGUUCUUUUGACAGCCGAACAGGCACUUCCAAUCAUGACCAUUGCUACCGCAACUGUUCCAGAUGAACUUGCCAUUUAUGUGCCAGGUGAUUUUGCAGUCCCCGCCAAAUUUCAUCAUUUCCACACCAAUGCACCAGCAGUUGAUGAUCUUGGGCGCCAAGUCCUGCUUACAGGCCAACUCAUCCAGUUUGGAUCAAGACAUAUUCAGACCAAUGUCCUUCCUGACCAAAUCACUACCAAGGAAGUCCAAGUCCUAGCAGUGACUUUGUGGAAAGAGGAUUUUGACCCCCCUACAUGGGAGCGUAUCAAGUCGGCCCCAGUGAAAACGACCAGAGAUUUGCUAAUGUUGGAGGGCUAUGGGGAAUUGAUGUCAAAGCCAUGGGGCCGAGCCUAUAGGGCUAAGGGCAAACCAGUGCCUCCGGAACACGCUGAGUCGAUCCAGUUCCAUGCAGAGUUCCAACGUUGUCCCCGCCUGAAUGCAUUGCUUCGGAUUUCCGGUUUCAAUAGAAUAUAUUUGACUCCAAAAUUGGCUGAUGGACAAAUUGAUUCUGCCUGGAAAGUGAUAUGGAUUCAGGGGACGUCACAACACAUCGAAAGCCUCUCUGCUCAGAUUGAUGGAGCCGCUGGACUUCUGCGCAGUACCAAGUCAUUUGGACUUCGGGUUGAAGCAGGAUCUUUUGCCACAGCCUGGUUACGCCUCAAACCUGACCAAGAAGCACCAGAUGUCAGACAGCGCAAGCAUACAUUCCGACUUCAACCUCUGCCUGUGGGCACAGACAAAGACAUUUUGGCCAAAUGGGCAGCUCAGGUGCAAUGGGACAUUCGCCCGCUCCGAUCCAUUGGAGCCAAGACAUGGCUGGUUGCAGCCGAUGAGCCACCACCGCCAUUGCUUUGCUUCAAUACCCAACCAUUGCUGGUUCAAAAGGUCACCCAAAAGACCAUGCACAACUCAGGUGAUAUCAUUGCGGGCCCACGACAACCCCCGGCGACCAAGCCAGGGGCGCAGACGGCACAUCCCAAGCUAAAUGUUUUCUUUGAAGGAGAUCCCCACAUGGACCCUUGGGCACCCGAGAAGAAAGAGCAUUUAGAAUCAAAACUCACAGGUAGUGAAGCUGCAGUCUCAGCACCUAGCCGAUCCUUGCCGGGCCCUGUUAGCGAUCAGUUCCAACAACAAGGCAGCCGACUUCAAGCGCUUGAAACAGCAGUUGCGAAGCUUCAUGAAGACCAAUUGAAGUUUGCCUCAACUACUGACCAAAAGAUUUCGCAGGUUUCUGACCAACUCCACAAGCACAUGGGAGACACCAAGAAUAGCAUUGAGCAUUUGCACAAGGAACAGCUCAGCAUGACACAAUCCAUCGCCCAAGCCCUGCAGAGACAAGAUGACAGACUUGCUUCAAGCAUGGAUGAAUUGAAGUUCUUGUUCUUGCAGACCAGAGGACCGGACAUACCAGAUGAUUCUGAUUCAGACCUUGUGACUUUUGCUAUCACCAACCCCACAGCAGUUCAUCAGAAAGCUGCUGAUUUGGCCCUGCUGAAAGCGGACUGCCUGAUCCUUUCAGAAACCAGUGCCACGAGCUUAGUCCAGUCUGCAGCUUCAUCUGAAUUUCGUGCCCAUGGCUACAAGACCAUCUGGGGUGCACCUGUGCCCCAGCAACUUAAGCAAGGGGACCCAAAUAGCUUUAGCGGGGCUGCUAUUGGCGUCGCCUAUGACCAUAAGGUGCGACUUCAAAAGCUUCAACAGUACCAGCAAGAUUUAGAUAGCAAAAGAUUCGGGCGAUCAGUUGUCACCUUUCCAGAUACUGUGGAAGUGAUGCAGCCACGAGACACUGCUGAACCCAAAGAAGUGGCGGACCAACUUUCCAUUUACUGGCGACAGUUUUGGAAUCGAGACAGUUCUGGAUCCCAGCAUAAUCUUGAUCAUUGGGAAGCCUUUGAAGCUCUUCGCCGUCAGAUUCCCCCCAAACAGAUUCUGACAGUUGAUGUCACUAGUGUAGAGUUGCUUCAGACAGCCAUUGCACAGAUGUCAUCCACCACCUCUAGAGGUUGUUGUGGUUGGUCUUCAGAUGAACUCAAAGAUUUGCCUGUCAAUUGUGUGCGUGACCUUUUGCAUCUAUUCAACCUCAUUCAAGAGGAGGGAUUUCCUGACUGGAUGAUGCAAGCUCGAGUUCUGCCUAUUGCUGAAGCAUUGUCCAUUGGAAUUGAUUGGGGGAAAACUUGGGCUUGGGGCACCUCUCAGCCGCAUCAAGAGGCUUUGCAGGCUGCUAAGGAACAUUUGGCACGCCAUUUUACGACCAAUCUAGCCCGGCUUGCCCACGAAAGUAAGCAGAUGAAAGAUAUGCUUUGCCAACAUCUGACCAUGCGAGCAGAAUUGGCAGAGUUACGCAAACGUUUGGAAACAGAAACCGUCCAGACAGAGACAGUUGACAUGGACAGGUUCGUCCUUGCACAUGCGGGGGACGGGCCGCGGUGCAUCAUGGCCUUGACGAAUCUGGAGGUACCUCCGAAUGUGCAUCUGAGCGAGCUGAAUCCCCACCUUGACUUGAAGGAUUUCCUGGUGGUGCCCUCAUCCAGCCAUGUGGUGUCCGAGUCUGCACCAAAAAUGGGUUUGUCCUCCUUUGGCUUCGGUGGCACCAACGCGCACGCUGUUCUGGCGCGACGAGGGCCGCUCAGGCCACCUGGGGACGAAGUGAACUUCAAGAGCGUGCCAUUCCCCUGGGCACAGGUACCUCGCCUUCUGCGUCUCUAUCGCACUGGCAAGGAGACUGUUUUCGAGGUGCAGCUGGAUAAGGACCUGCUGGAGUAUCAGCGUCAGCUCUACAAGCAGAAGCAGAUCUCACCAGCUCUGUUGGUGGCAUUGGCCAUGGAAGGUUGCCGACGGCAUGUAAAGCAAGCUGCUUCAGUGCAACUGAAAGCAUUGAAGAUGACCGCACCUUGCAUUCUGCCGUCUGACUACGAUGGUCACACCUGGCUUCGCCUGUCCAUCAACGAGCAGCAGUUUGAGGUCGGAAGCAGGCACCGAUUUUCUCAAAAGGCCUGGCAGAUUCACUGUGUGGGGCGUUUCAGCACGCAGGUUGCAACGCGGCCGUCUACUGCAAGCCUGGGAUCCUUGAGCAUCCUGGGAGGAGUGAGAAGGUGACGGUCAGAUGUGGGUUUUAAGAUGUCCAGAAUGGGAAGACAUGGGGAUAAGACCAUCACAGAUAGGGCGUAGGCAUCAAAAAAAAAUAAAGGACGAAAAGAAGAAAGACA